Ipomoea nil (Japanese morning glory) is the source of this 1204-nucleotide messenger RNA. RefSeq names its product calcium uniporter protein 4, mitochondrial. The record is from RefSeq and is a predicted model, not a curated record. Gene Ontology annotation, cellular component: uniplex complex; mitochondrial inner membrane. NCBI's taxonomy places the organism in Eukaryota, Viridiplantae, Streptophyta, Magnoliopsida, Solanales, Convolvulaceae. The coding region runs from base 87 to 1121 and encodes 344 amino acids. The transcript is spliced from 2 exons. Gene Ontology annotation, molecular function: calcium channel activity; uniporter activity. Gene Ontology annotation, biological process: mitochondrial calcium ion homeostasis; calcium import into the mitochondrion.
CCUCAUCACUUCCUCCAUACCAUCGGAAAUUCUUACAACCGCUUUCUCUCUCUAUAACGUUCACUUUCUCUCUCCUUCGCACGGUAAUGGCGCUUCGUAGAACCCUAACGAAGCGCCUAUUCAACUGUAAAAACGCCGACUCCGCUGAUGCAGUCAUCUCAUCACUCCAACACUCUCCGGCUGCGGCCGGAAACCGCCUAGCUCCGGAGAGUGCUGCCAGACUGAACUUCCACAGAGAGCUUCUCACGUCGCCGGGCGGAACGGUCGGUGGAUUUUCCCGGCGGUUCCUCCACAGGAGAGCGAUCAACCAAGCCUCAAAACCGCCGGAUUUUUCCUCGGUUCCAGUCGGAGAUAAGCUGAGAGAAAAGUUAUGGCUGAUUAACAUUUCCGGCGAUAGACUCCGCCUCGACGGACUCGUUCCCCCUCCGCCGGUUCCGGAAGACGUGAUCGGAGGAAUUUCAGUUAACGAUGCGAGGAAGAUUCUAAGGUCUUAUCAACUGCAGAAGUUGAUAUUGAGGAUCAGAGAAAUUCCGGUUAACUCCGUCUCGUAUUCGGAGUUCGUUCAGAUUUGCGGCGAAGUUUGUAACAAUAGAGAGCAAGGUCUGGAGUUCGCAAAGACGUUGGAUCAAUCCGGCAGCGUUAUUGUUCUCGGCGACGUCGUUUUGCUCCGCCCCGAUCAGGUAGCAAAAUCUAUGGAAAAAAUGAUUUCUGAAUCAAUCGCGAUGCCAAACGACCCGAGAAGGAACGAGCUUGAAGUGAUGGAGAAGCAAAAGGCCAUGAUAGACCAAAAGGCCCAAUCAUUAGUAAGAGGGGAGCUAUAUUGUGGGCUGGGCUUUCUUGCUUUGCAAACAUUGGGCUUUAUGAGGCUGACUUUCUGGGAGCUAAGUUGGGAUGUGAUGGAGCCCAUUUGCUUCUUCGUGACCACCCUUCACUUUGGGCUCGCCUAUUCCUUCUUCCUAAGGACAUCCAAAGAGCCCAGUUUUGAAGGGUAUUUCCAGAGGCGAUUCAAAACCAAGCAACAAAAAUUAAUGAAGAUUCAUAAUUUUGAUGUAGAAAAGUAUAAUAAGCUCAGGAAUGCGUUCUACCACAUGGGUGAUGAUUAUCACCUUACUCCUGCUUGAGUGUACAUAUAAUCAGUUUUCAAGCUAUAAACACCAUUACAAGUAUGAAAAAUAUAACCAAAUUUCAACUGUUUGAAUUUUUU